AUAAUGAAAUAGAGUAUAAGAGUUUAGUAUACGCAAUUUGAAUCAAGCUUUUAACGCGCGAAAUCAAACUUGUGCCAAAAUGAAACUGAAGCUAAUAGAUCUUAAUAUUGACUGCCUAUUAGGGAUUUUCAAAUAUUGUACGGAAAAGGAUUUGAUUGCACUAUGUCAGGCAAAUAAUUACAUAUGCUCUGUUAUUGAGCAACACAUUUUUUACGCGCUGACCAAGGAUCUGCUGCUAUGUGGACACAGAAACAGACCAUGCAUCGAAGAAAGAAAUCGUACGCAGCUUACUUACUUGGAAAGAUUACAAAUUUCAAGAAAUUGGCUCAAAGGUGUUUACGAGGAACGGCCUUACUACCACCACGCACAGAUGUUCUCCUCAAGGCUUUGCCUUAGCUCGGACACACUCUACAUCACACACGCCCGUUACCUGCGUAAAUAUAGGCGGGCUGGUCCUGAGGCGUUGCAGCGUCGCUACGAUGAGGAGAUUAGCACGCCCUCAAAAAGCGACAUAUCCGACUUUGUAAAGAAAGAUAAUACCAUCUUCGCGGGUCGCGUGUGCGGCACGUGUUUUGUCAGUGAUACAGACGGCAUUACCGAACAGGCCAUGCAUAAUGCUAAGGAGUAUCUAUAUUGCGUAGAUUUCGUUGAGGAUACAUUUGCUACCAGCACUGAUACUUGUUGCAAGCUUUGGAAGCGUUCACGGGAGUUCGGACUAAGUCAUUUUGAUUUGUUCAUGCAGCUGCAACAUUCCUUCAAGUCUAUGAAAGUUAGCGACGACGGUCAGUGGCUAUUUGGCGGUCUCUAUACGGAUAAAAGGAAUCGCAGAGCGCUGCGCGCUGUUCAUCUUGAAAGUGGUGAGGAGAUCGUGCUUAACUCAGACACCAUAUCCAUUUACGACCUAAAAAUCAAGGACGAUCAAGUCUUAUUUACUGCCAACUUUGAUACGACAUUUCGCAUGUUUGAUCGUCGCUGUGAUCGGGAUGUAUACAUUUGGGAAGACCCAUUUGAUUCAUCGCUGUACUGUCUGGAAUAUGAUGGACUCUACGCUGUGCUCUGUGGUGCAAAGCAUCACAGUCGCGUCAAUCUCUACGAUAUUCGUGUGCCCGGCAAAUACAUACAAUUGUAUUUUCCGGGCAGAACGCGGCAGUACUAUAAGAGCUCGCCUGUGUAUAGCAUUGCCUGUGAUAGUCAAUAUAUGUUUGUCGCAACUGAUCACAAUCUGCGUGUGUUUGACUUUAAGGCCAACUUUGGUGUCCAGCGGGAUUACAGUAGUUUCUAUGAUUACCGCUAUGGAACCAAUAAUUUGUUGUGAAAUAUACCUAAGAAAUUGUUUCCCUAUAAAUAUCUGUUAAAUAGCUGACAA
This is a messenger RNA of Drosophila busckii, 1366 nucleotides long. Its product is annotated as F-box/WD repeat-containing protein 4. Lineage: Eukaryota; Metazoa; Arthropoda; Insecta; Diptera; Drosophilidae. Gene Ontology annotation, cellular component: SCF ubiquitin ligase complex. Gene Ontology annotation, molecular function: protein binding. Gene Ontology annotation, biological process: SCF-dependent proteasomal ubiquitin-dependent protein catabolic process. The transcript has 4 exons. The coding region runs from base 80 to 1315 and encodes 411 amino acids. The record is from RefSeq and is a predicted model, not a curated record.